AUUAUUGGUGACGCUUAUUUAGUUGCCAGUGGACUACCUCACAGGAAUGGAAAUAGACACUCGAGUGAAAUCGCCGAUAUGUCAUUAUUUGUGGUUAGCGCAAUGUUAUCUUUCAAAGUGGCACACAUGCCAAACCAUAAACUACAGGUCCGCAUUGGGCUUCAUACUGGUCCUUGUUGUGCAGGAAUCAUUGGUAUCAGAAUGCCGAGAUAUUGUUUAUUUGGAGACACUGUCAACACAGCUUCACGCAUGGAAUCUACAGGACAAGGAAUGAGAGUUCACAUUACAGAGUCAACGAAGAAUUCCUUGCUUGACAACUCAGCUGACUAUAUUAUUUCUAGCCGAGGCAAAACAAUGAUUAAGGGUAAAGGUUUAAUGCAAACUUACUGGUUGAAUGGCAAACGAGGAUUUAGCCAGCAGCUUCCAUUGGUUUCAGAAUUUAACGAUACGGAAUCAACCUUAUAUUCUACGAACUGUUUGCAACACAGUAAAAGUGUCCAAGUACCACCAUUGCCUGAAGACUCAGCCAAUGUACCAGGAAGUGUCGACCAGAAUCAGUUCGAGUAAGAAAAAGAAAAC
Molecule: messenger RNA, 579 nt
Organism: Octopus bimaculoides (California two-spot octopus)
Lineage: Eukaryota; Metazoa; Mollusca; Cephalopoda; Octopoda; Octopodidae
Product: atrial natriuretic peptide receptor 1
Biological process (GO): intracellular signal transduction; cGMP biosynthetic process; receptor guanylyl cyclase signaling pathway
Cellular component (GO): plasma membrane
Molecular function (GO): protein kinase activity; peptide receptor activity; guanylate cyclase activity
Source: RefSeq, a predicted model, not a curated record